UCUGGUUUCAUGUUAGACCACCAAAUCUACCUGAGUUCAGGUGUGGCUGUUGUGUAGGCAGACGCUUGACUACUUGUCUUAAGAUUUGUAACAGUUUUUCACUUUCCGGUAAUUUGGAAAGAAAUCAAAGGGGGAAAGACAACUGCUAAACUAGAUAACGUUCAACAAACGGAGUAUCUUCAGAGCACGAUGAUCGUUUUUAUUUUCCUCGGGCUCCUUCUACACAGGGCGGACUCACAGUUCACAGCCUCCACCAGCACCCCACACCUCAAAGUCGGGGAGAACGAGGGUGCUGAUCUGAAGUGCACUUACUCGAGCGACUUCAACCCGAAUCCCAGAAUUGAGUGGAGCUUGAGGAGAACUCGGGGCUCCUCAUUUGUCUUUUUUGAUGGCCAACCAACAAAGCCAUACGAAGGCAGAGUGACGCAGUAUACUGGAGGCCUGAGAUUUAACAGUGUGACCAGGGAUGAUUCUGGAUUAUAUGUGUGUACAGUAGCUGGAAAUGCCCAUUCUGCUGAGGCCAAAAUCAAUCUGGUUGUUUUAGUUCCUCCAUCAGUUCCGGUCUGCCUCAUCCCUACAUCUGUAAGAACUAGUCAGCAAGUCAUUCUCUCAUGCUUCGACAAGGAUGCCUCUCCGCCAGCCACGUACAAGUGGUUUAAAAACAACGAACCCCUUCCUGAAGACCCAAGCAAGUUUGCGGCCUACAAGAACAUGACUUACAAGACUGACCCCAAUACUGGCAACUUGGAGUUCCCUGCAGUUGCCCAAACUGAUAAUGGCGAUUACUCCUGCGAGGCCAGUAAUGAAGCUGGGCCUCCCCAGCGCUGCACUGCAGUUCGGAUGAUGUCAUAUGAUCUAAACGUAGGUGGAAUUGUUGCUGGGGUUAUCUUUGCAUUGCUCGCAGUUUGUGUACUCGUGUUUGGGGUGUGGUUUGCUUAUCGCAAAGGAUAUAUACCAAAAAUGUCUGAAAGCAAGCCUAAGACUGUGGUGUACUCUCAGCCAGCAGCAAACUAUGAGGAUGAUGAGGAUGGGGAGUUCAGACAGAAAUCAUCUUUUGUGGUGUAGCAGCAACAUCUGGCACUGAUAACCAUGUCCUGAACUGCGUUUCAGAGGUAGUGCACAAGGGACAUUGGACAAAACAGUUUUACAAACUCUUAACCAUGUUUGAGAAGUUAUUGAUUGUACAUUUCAUUUAUUUUUCAUACAAUUGUGUAAAAAUGUUUUUAUAUGAUAUCAUGCUCACUGAUAUUUCCUUGGCUAUGCUAGAUUUUAACAUUACUUAGAAACAGGAUACAUGUACAUAAUAUAAGCAUUUCAGAUAGGUAAACAUGCAUUGUAAAUAUACUCUCUCAUUCACACAUGAUGUUAGCAGCAGUUUCUUUGUAGACUUUGCAAUGGUUUCUAGCAAGGACACUGAAUUGGUAGAUCUGGAUUUAGGAUGGACUUGAGCUUUCUGAUAAAUGUAUGUGUACAGGCCUAUUGGAAUAUUCAUAUUCCCAUCAUUGUGUUAUUGUUGGAUAUUAAUCAUGAAUGAUCAGAGAAUCAAUGGAUGAAUAGUUGCUUGGGUUUGAGGCCCUCUGCCCUUUGCGGUGUGAUGGGGUGUGUCUGCAUUGGGAGGUUGUUGAUAGAGAUGUUGUUUGAGCAGGUCGUUGGCAUGUCUGAAUGGCUGUACACGGUUUGGUUUCUCUUCACACCACCCAUGAACAAGGCCUUGGCAUUCGUAUAGCCCUUAUGUGUGAGUCAUAAUCUGCUUUUCAUAAUUGUGUCUGGAGUCAAAUGUUAUCUGUGCUUCCGGUCUACAACCCAGUGCUUUCUGCUGUGUAGCUAUAACAUGGUGCCACAGCUGGGCCAGUGGAUGUUCAUUGGUUGAUUGAAUCUAAACAUCCUGUCGGCAGCUUGAUGUCCCUCUUAGGGAUCCCAUAUUCAUAGACAUGAAACACACAGAGACAUGUGGUUCAUGUGGUUCAUGAUUCAUGUGAUUUCUAAUUCUCACCACUGCUCUUCAUUGAGGUCAGGGGAAAGGAUUGAUUUAGCUACAUUUGUUUUUACAUCAUGAAAAGUGCUUACAAGGGGGACAUUCUUGUCCGUUUUAGGCUUAAAGUGAGAACUGAGCAUUUUCUAAACAAAAUAUAAUACCAUGAAAUCAGGUACACAUUUAUUUGGCCUCUAAGACAACAAUGGCUCAGCAGUUGUGGGUUAUCCCAUUUUGCCUCGAUCCAUUUUAUUCCCUUUUAUCUUGUGGGGACAUGACCCAGUCCAGCUCCGUCAACAACAGAACAAAAGCAACAAUGUUCCUGAUAAUGUCCGCUUAGCUUGGUUGCUCUGAGAGUGUGUUCUCUUCUUUUCUUUUAAUCCAUCAACAAGCAAAUUGUCAACACAACUGACCUCCUAAUGUGCUAAGGAUGUAGUUACCAGGGCCCUUGUCACAUACAUGUAUUCACCAUAUUGUUUGCUUACAUUCGAUUAGGUCCGGAUUUCUUCCGGAGUCCCCCCCCCCCCCUCUUCAGUAGACUGUAGGCCACAAGAACUGUCACACACCUUAGGUAUCCAUAGGUUGGGUACGUCAUGAGGUUAUAUGGAUACAUUGGAUUUAAGAUUCCGAUAGAGUUUAAUCCUUUACUUCAGCUUCACUGUAUUUUAGAGUGACAUGAGAACAUCAAUAAUCAGACGUAUUGGAAAUGAAUAUGAAAGGUUCAAGAAUAUUGGUUGAAGUUAACAAAUCUGUUAAAACUGUAAGAGCUCCAGGGGGUAGGGUUUUCUGUACAUUACCUCCAGUAAAAUGUGAAGGCCCUAAAUAUUUCUGUUUUAUGUAUUUCAUUUUGAGUGUUUUAACAUUAUUGUUAAUGUUAAAACACUCAUUAACAGAUGCAGAUGUUUUGUAAUGUGGCCAGUCUUUAUACUGUGUGGGUGCAGUCUCCAAAAGUGUGAUUAGUGUCUAAAACCAAGCAUGAGUGAAUUUCUGUCCACUAACUGACGAUACCUAUGUGGCUAAUCACAUUUCAGAAAUAUUGCAGUUUUUUUUCUUUUAAGCUUCAUAAGAGAAUUGAUGAAUGCUCAGUGAAAACUGGGAAAGAAUUGGGAAUUAGCUUUAUUAUAUUAUUAUCUAUGAUAAUUUGUGCUGUGCCGUUUUAUUCUGUUUUGUUAAAUAAAAUACUGGUUUAACUAA
Molecule: messenger RNA, 3166 nt
Organism: Alosa sapidissima (American shad)
Lineage: Eukaryota; Metazoa; Chordata; Actinopteri; Clupeiformes; Clupeidae
Gene: f11r.1
Product: F11 receptor, tandem duplicate 1
Exons: 11
Coding region: 190-1065 (291 amino acids)
Biological process (GO): establishment of endothelial intestinal barrier; cell adhesion; intestinal absorption
Cellular component (GO): bicellular tight junction
Source: RefSeq, a predicted model, not a curated record